AUGAAAGGUUCCGAGAGCUCGAAAAGGGCAGCACCUGUAAAGAAAAAAGAGGCAGAAACUAAUAUGGUGGGAAUUGGGAGCCACCAUACUUCUAAUCUUUACCCAACCCAACCACGACCUCGAUAUCACCCGCUUCCAAACUUCUAUUAUCCUCCCCAAAACCCUUACUAUCAAGCACCUCCUCUUUACCCCGUCUACGCCACAGAUAACCAAAGACCAUUUGCCAUGUUCCUACCAAAUACCAGGCCGGCUCAAAACCAACCCAAAAAUGAACAAAGACUGACAAAACCCAAUUCUGAAAAACCUCAAUUCACCCCUAUCCUCGUGUUAUACGGAGAGCUAUACCCAAAACUUUUGGAAAAGCAAUUAAUAUCCCCACAUUAUAUGGCACCCCUGAAGUUUCCAUACCCAAAAUGGUAUGGUCCUAAUGCUAGUUGCAUGUACCAUGCCGGAAACCAAUGGCAUUCUACAGAAAAUUGUUUGGCCUUUAAAAGGAGGGUUCAAGGUCUUAUUGAUGCAGGCAUUCUACGAUUUGAUGGUGCAGGCAAUACGACUGGAAAUCUACUCCCUAACCACACUGAAGGGAACGUGAGCGCUGUGACAAAAGAAGAUAGGUGGCGUGCCAAAAGUUGUGUUUCUGAAAUAAAGACACUGCUGCGAAAGAUCUGGGAGGUAAUGGUUGAAAAGGGGCUGUUCUGUCAUCCCAACAGAAUUUUCAAAGAAGGAAAUACAAAAAGUCAAUAUUUUGGUGAUUUUCAUGGGAUCGAGGGGCAUGACAUCCAGUCUUGUUUCCCUUAUAGUGUUGAUCGACCAUUGGUGAUUUAUUACGAUGCAAAAAAGGAGCAAGUGAAACCAAAGAUGAUAAUUGAAGUUCCAUCUCCUUUCCCUUACAAAGACAACAAGGCAGUACUAUGGAAAUAUGAUGUCAACAUUAUCAUACCUGAAGGUGAAAAAUCCAAAAUCACGACCGGAAAUGUUAGUGAAGUAGGGCACUUCACCCGCAGCGGGAGGUGUUAUUCUAAAGCGGUCGAACCAAUGAAGAAGACUAAUGACUUGAAGCAGAAAGGAAAGGCACCAAUGCAUAAGGCCAAGGUUGAACUUGAAAAUUCAUCUGAACAAGAAGUUAAAAGGCCUGUGAAUGAAGAGGAAGCACAUGAAUUCUUAAAGUUCAUCAAGCAUAAUGAAUAG
Gossypium arboreum is the source of this 1188-nucleotide messenger RNA. RefSeq lists its product as uncharacterized. Lineage: Eukaryota; Viridiplantae; Streptophyta; Magnoliopsida; Malvales; Malvaceae. The coding region runs from base 1 to 1188 and encodes 395 amino acids. The record is from RefSeq and is a predicted model, not a curated record. The transcript is spliced from 2 exons.